CAUUGAUAAAUUUCUGUAUUUUUUGGUAAUUUUGUUGAUUGUCUAAUGUGGAAACACUGAAACAGCUAAAAGAUUAGUUCGAUCGAAUCAAGGAAAAAACGUGACAAAUGGAAACAGGGCCGAAAGCAGUUGACCCAAUUCACUGUAUGCCAACAUUCGCAAGCAUUGCAACAUACUUGGCUGCUCAAAAAGGUAUCGACAAGAUGAAAAUGUUUUAUUUGCACAGUUUCCUUUUCGUACUUACCCUACGUUUUGGAUGCCGCAUCAUAGGCUUUGUUGAGAUUGCCCUAUGUGGCUAUGGAUUCUACUAUUUGAUUGUCACCUAUGGAUUUUCAGAAAUGCUAGAAUCGAUGAUUACCAUAGCAUUGGGCACCUCCUGUCUUCUGACCGUUCUAAUGAUGGUUUCCACUCUCCAGGAUCAUGAAUCAUCGGGUAUUAUUUUCACUUAUCUGAUGUGGGGCAUCUUCACAACAAUAUUCCUGAGUAUUUUCUAUUUGAUUAUGUUCCAAACAAAAAGGUUAACUGUACCUCUAUUCUUCGGCCUGUUCGUCGGCACAAUAAUUACCAAGUGUUAUUCCAUGCUGGUGGUAUUAUCGUUCCUCCACAUGAUAGUCAGUUCCGAUAGCGAUGAUUCAGCAUAGAAGCGAAAACAAUGGAGAUUGUGUGAAAAGAAAAAAAUGUGCAGAAAUCUAUUUUAAAUGUAAAGCACCCAGUGUUCCGUGUAGUCAGUCUAUUCAAUUAAAUAUAUUUUUAUUAGUUUUAUA
Drosophila navojoa is the source of this 764-nucleotide messenger RNA. RefSeq lists its product as uncharacterized. The record is from RefSeq and is a predicted model, not a curated record. Lineage: Eukaryota; Metazoa; Arthropoda; Insecta; Diptera; Drosophilidae.